Salarias fasciatus (jewelled blenny) is the source of this 1587-nucleotide messenger RNA. RefSeq names its product RAD23 homolog B, nucleotide excision repair protein (gene rad23b). Gene Ontology annotation, cellular component: cytosol; nucleoplasm. The record is from RefSeq and is a predicted model, not a curated record. Gene Ontology annotation, molecular function: proteasome binding; polyubiquitin modification-dependent protein binding; damaged DNA binding. Lineage: Eukaryota; Metazoa; Chordata; Actinopteri; Blenniiformes; Blenniidae. Bases 128 to 1309 code for a protein of 393 amino acids. Gene Ontology annotation, biological process: proteasome-mediated ubiquitin-dependent protein catabolic process; nucleotide-excision repair. The transcript has 10 exons.
AGAAGAAGAAGGGAAAAGUCAUGGCGGCUGACAGUUUGUGAUGAGCCAACGAAAAUAGUAAAAGUCACUUCCAAGUUGGAUAUUUAGGGUUGAAGCGAGGACUAGCGAUCCCAACUCCGCCGGCAAAAUGCAGAUAACUUUGAAGACCUUACAGCAACAGACGUUUAAAGUCGAAAUCGAUGAAGAGGAGACGGUGAAGACUCUGAAGGAAAGGAUCGAACAGGAGAAGGGAAAGGAGCAAUUUUCAGUUGCUGGACAGAAACUGAUAUAUGCAGGUAAAAUCCUCAGCGAUGACACGCCGCUCAAAGAAUACAAAAUCGAUGAGAAGAACUUCGUGGUCGUCAUGGUGACAAAGGUCAAAGCAGCCCCCGCUGCUCCUGCAGCCUCUUCGACAGCUCCAGCUCCCAGCUCCUCGGCUCCAGCAGCCCCUCCGGCCUCCUCCACCUCCCCCACCUCGUCCGCCUCCUCAGACAAGCCAACAGAGUCUCCCGCCAAGGAGGACAAACCGGAGGAGAAGCAGUCUUCCACCGCCGAGCCGCCGUCCACCCCUGUCGGAAGCUCUGAAGUUUCGGCACCUUCAAACUUUGUCAGUGAAGCUGUGUCAACUCUUGUAACAGGCCCGUCCUACGACGCCAUGGUGAAUGAGAUGAUGCUGAUGGGCUAUGAGAGGGAGCAGGUGGUGGCAGCACUGAGAGCCAGCUUCAACAACCCGGACAGAGCCGUGGAGUACCUGCUCACAGGUUUCCCUGGCAGAGAUCAGGCCCCUGCAUCGGUACCUGAGACAGUGCCGCCUCCGGCCAGCGGCGCUCCGGCGGCGCCUGCAGGUGGCAUCAGCGUCCCCGCCAGCACCGGCUCCUCGCCCAGCGGUGGGGGAGCCAACCCCUUGAGCUUCCUGAGAAACCAGCCCCAGUUCCACGUGAUGCGACAGCUGAUCCAGCAGAACGCCGCCCUGCUGCCCGCUCUGCUGCAGGAGAUCGGCAGGGAAAACCCCGAGCUGCUGCAGGAGAUCAGCAGCCACCAAGAGGAGUUCAUCCAGAUGCUGAACGAGCCCAACCCGGACGCCGUGCCCGUAGGAGGCGGAGGAGGCGGAGGGGCGGGAGGAGCAGGGGGAGCCGGCGGGAUCGGAGGCGAGACACCUGGUGGAAGCAUGAACUAUAUUCAGGUCACGCCCCAGGAGAAAGAGGCCAUAGAGCGGCUAAAAGCCUUAGGAUUUCCAGAGGGACUUGUUAUACAAGCCUACUUUGCCUGUGAGAAGAACGAGAACCUGGCUGCCAACUUCCUUUUACAACAGAACUUUGACGACGAUUGAAACGGCCUUUUUCCAUUUUUUUUUUUUUUUUCUUUUUGUUUGCAUACUUCUUCCUGUACUUUUUGAUUGCUCAUAUUCAAUAUACGUGUACAACAAGCCUUUUAGUUUCCCACAAAGGUAUCUCACUCACCUCUUCCACGUCCAACUCUCUCUCAUAACACUGGAUCAUUAUCAGCUGUUGGCUGGUGUUCGAGUACAGGCUGUUGUUUGUGAUCAGUUCAAAAUGGCAAAAAAAAAAAAUUAAAGUACAAUACUUUGCAUCAUGAAUUACCUGUGUG